AUGAGCAUAAAUAAUUAUACUUCAGUGACUGAGUUCAUCCUGCUGGGACUAGCAGAUACGCUGGAGCUACAGCUUAUCCUAUUUUUGCUUUUCUCAGUGAUUUACGCAGUUACAGUUUUGGGGAAUUUAGGAAUGAUUCUUUUAAUAAGGAUUGAUUCUCAACUUCACACACCCAUGUAUUUCUUCCUGGCUAACCUUUCCUUUGUGGAUGUUUGUUAUUCGUCUACCAUCACUCCAAAGAUGCUGGCAGACUUAUUAAGAGAGAAGAAAACCAUCUCCUUUGCUGGCUGCUUCCUACAAAUAUACUUCUUUAUAGCCUUGGCCACAACAGAAUGUAUUCUCUUUGGGUUAAUGGCCUAUGACCGUUACGUGGCCAUAUGCAAUCCACUACUUUACUCUUUGGUUAUGAAUCCCACAGUCUGCCUUAAAAUGGCAGCAGGGGCUAUUACAGCAGGCUUGUUGAACUCCGCAGUUGUUACCAGUAAUAUAAGCAGCUUGCCAUUCUGUGGUUCCAAUGUCAUCCAUCACUUCUUCUGUGACAGUCCUCCUCUUAUCAAGCUCGCAUGUUCUGAUACACACCUCAUCGAAAGUCUUAUUUUUAUUGUAGCUGGUGUAAAUAUGAUAGGAGCUCUGCUUGUUAUUCUCACCUCCUACUCUUAUGUUCUCUUCUCCAUCUUUAGGAUGCACUCAGGGGAAGGGAGGCACAAAGCAUUGUCCACCUGUGCCUCUCACCUGACAGCUCUAAUUCUAUUCUAUUCCACCUCCAUCUAUACAUAUCUGAAACCUAGUGACAGCUACUCCCUCAAUCAGGACAAAGUGGCUUCAGUCUUCUACACAAUGGUGAUCCCCAUGUUGAAUCCUCUCAUUUAUAGCCUCAGGAAUAAGGAAGUAAAGAAGGCUUUAAGAAAUGUAAUGACCAGGAAAAGGAUCUUUUCAUUUUUAUGA
This is a messenger RNA of Suncus etruscus (white-toothed pygmy shrew), 945 nucleotides long. RefSeq names its product olfactory receptor 5F1-like. The record is from RefSeq and is a predicted model, not a curated record. NCBI's taxonomy places the organism in Eukaryota, Metazoa, Chordata, Mammalia, Eulipotyphla, Soricidae. Gene Ontology annotation, biological process: sensory perception of smell; G protein-coupled receptor signaling pathway. The coding region runs from base 1 to 945 and encodes 314 amino acids. Gene Ontology annotation, cellular component: membrane. Gene Ontology annotation, molecular function: G protein-coupled receptor activity; olfactory receptor activity; odorant binding. The transcript has a single exon.